AUGGAUCAGACAACAAAAAACCAGGAUCAUGGUUCAAAGGAUGGCACAGCAAGGCCAAAAUCAAAACGUGACUAUCCAAAACGCCCUCGGGCCUCCGAAAAUAAAUUCAAUGCCCUGCAAACGGGGAUCAAGGAAUUUCUGAAUACCCCGCCAUCACAAUCACUUCUUGCUGAUCUCGAGAUCUCUUUUGACGCCAUCACCGCGUCUCUUCCAAAGCGUUACACGGUCUAUGAGCCUCUCGUUCUGCUGCCGGCAAAUGCAUUUAACGCACCCCCACUCUGGGGCACAUUCUGUGCCGCGCUAUCACCAGAGCAGAAAGAUCUCUUAUAUACCUCAAUAGCGAAGGCCUUCGGACGACUCGGCGCAACCCAUGUGGCAGUAAACGCACCCAUUGCCAUGACCACCCAAGGUCAAGAGAACCGGAUGCGAAGUCCCGCCGGCCUGAUUCCACUUCACGGCAACUUUGGGAAUUCCUCCAUAGCCGCGGGGGAUGAAAGUGAACAACCCGACGCGGCAGAGCUGGAGCAUGCAUUCUGGGUGCAGACUGUACAAAAUCACGGCAUUCAACAAAUCUGGGCUCCGCUCUAUACGAUGUUCUCCCGCGGAAAUAUUACAGAGAAGGCCCGAAUUUUGGGACAAGGUCCCUCUCAAGGAACAUUUCCAGGCUUGGAUGAGCAAUCCUUACGAGGGCAAAAAAUCUCGGACAUCAGUGUUGUUGACAUGUAUGCAGGCAUUGGUUACUUUGUCUUUUCGUACCUCAAGCGAGGUGUCAAGCGUGUCUGGGGAUGGGAACUGAACGGUUGGUCGGUGGAAGGCUUGCGUCGAGGAUGCGAAGCUAAUCGAUGGGGCUGCCGAGUGAUUAAGGUCCGGGAAAAUGGGGGAUUGGACAUGACGGUUGAAGAGCUUGUGGACAACCUGACAGCGAAUGACCGGGUUGUCAUCUUUCAUGGAGAUAACACAUUCGCGGCUCAAAUUCUCACAAAGGUCCAACAGGUUAUGGAGCAGAGGAAUACGUGGAGUCCAGUUCGUCAUGUCAACCUGGGCCUUUUGCCUUCCUCAAGACCAUCCUGGGACAAUGCGUGCAAGGUUCUUGACCGACAGCAAGGUGGCUGGUUCCAUGUCCAUGAAAAUGUGGACAUGCGAGAGAUUGAAGAAAUGAAGGAAAAAUUAAGGACCGAGCUGGCAAGACUUCGAAAGAUCGUCCACGCCGAGCAUGACAUACCUGGAGACCCCGUCAUAGACUGCCAUCAUGUCGAAAAUGUUAAGACAUAUGCUCCAGGUGUCAUGCAUUGCGUCUUCGAUAUUCAAGUUGCGCCUUUUGAAGCGUCUCUCGGUCUUGCAGAAUGA
This is a messenger RNA of Penicillium manginii, 1347 nucleotides long. RefSeq names its product tRNA(Phe) (4-demethylwyosine(37)-C(7)) aminocarboxypropyltransferase. The coding region runs from base 1 to 1347 and encodes 448 amino acids. Gene Ontology annotation, cellular component: cytoplasm. The record is from RefSeq and is a predicted model, not a curated record. Gene Ontology annotation, molecular function: S-adenosylmethionine-dependent methyltransferase activity; tRNA methyltransferase activity. Lineage: Eukaryota; Fungi; Ascomycota; Eurotiomycetes; Eurotiales; Aspergillaceae. The transcript has a single exon. Gene Ontology annotation, biological process: wybutosine biosynthetic process; tRNA methylation.